Nematocida minor is the source of this 1995-nucleotide messenger RNA. RefSeq lists its product as uncharacterized. Lineage: Eukaryota; Fungi; Microsporidia. The transcript has a single exon. Bases 1 to 1995 code for a protein of 664 amino acids. The record is from RefSeq and is a predicted model, not a curated record.
AUGAAUGAAGAGCAAGAGGAGACAUUUAAGCUUAUGGACAUAAUGAGAUAUGCGGCGCCUAUUGAUCCUCCUGAGGGAACCCCUCAAAAAGUGCUGGAUACAAUUUGCGAGCAUUCUUCUGAAUACCUCUUUGACAUAUAUCUGCUGGCCAACGGGGUUCCUAUUCGGGCUCUUCUGCACCCUUCCAUGUAUCUCCGCGUUCUGAAGGGAUGGCUCAGAGUUGGAAGCGUUGUCAAAAUUCUGGAGCUGGAAAAGGACAUGAUUGUGCAGCUGGAGCCCACAGGCGAAAUCUCAAAAAGCGACCUGACAAAAAUCAAAAAAGAAGCAUACAUAACCCUGCCGAGCCCUAUAUACAACCCCAAAGCCUAUUACAUGCCAUUGCUCUCUGACGAAGGAUACAUGAGAUGGGAUAGACGGUGGAAAAGGUACCUAGAGGAGUACUCAAAUUCCAUAGACGACAAAGAAAUACUCCUUGAGAAGGACAAUAAGUCUUUAAAAGACGGCCACAAGAAAAAGGCAAAAAGUAAAAAAGAUUUAAAAAACAUACCAGUGGUUGUAUGCAGUGAAGAGUCAGAGGAGGAAGAGCGGCCUUUCAAAAGAAAAAUGCCAGCGAAUCGGCUGGGAUACUCGAAUACAUCCAACAACUUUAUCACAGGGCAGGUUAUUCUUAAAAGCAAGCUUUUCAAGUACCAGGGGCACAGCCCCUGUCCGCUAAUGUUUUCUUUUGUUCUGCUUACUAAGUCUGGGCUUGUAAAGGCGUAUGUGUGGGAAAGCGCAGUAAGAAAAUUCUUCUGUGUAGACGAGGGAAACUACAUUGCAAUCCGCGGGUUUAAAAUCAAAAGAAGAACAGGAAGCUUUUUCGCAAUAGGAGACAGAAUGAAGACAGAUACGGACACAAAGUAUGCAAAUAUCCCGGAAAUAAAUGUUAACAUAACAAGUCCUGUCGGCCAGAUCAUGAGAAUUGAUCCGAUAUCAGAUCUUUUUUGUCCAGAAAAAGAUAGCGAGUUUACAACGGUGGUAGGCACGGUGGAAUAUAUAAGCCCGUUGAUGCGAGAAAAAGAAGCAUGGAAUGCUGUGAAGCUUAGAGAGUACGUGCUUUUAAAAGUGUCAGGAGUAGUUGUGAAGCUUGUGUCCAAUGGGUGCGCAGGGAUGAUAUUGGAUAUAAAGGCAGGGCUUAAGCUAGAAAUUAGACACCUUCGAAAGGCCACUAUUGGAUCUUUUGUGUUCUACAUCUCGUCAGUGUAUACUCAGUUUUACAUAGAUGGCACUGAUGCCCCGCUCUUUGAUAAAACAGUUAUUGCAAAGAACUGCACAGCAAUCGCAGAGGAGAAUGCCAUGGGAUACAUUCCUGUGUGUUUUUCCACUUUUUCAGAGCACAUGCACGCCUCUAAAGAAGGCGUGGGUGCUUUAUCACUCAACGGUGUUCCCAUAGAGAAAGGAUCUUCGAAUGCAGGAUACAUAGCCAGAGAUCUAGUCUACUUUGGAGAGCUGCUUAACCUAGCCAGUGCAGAGCAAAAGAUUGAUGCUCUUUACAUGGACGAGACAAUACGAAUAGUUAUUUAUGGAAAAAUACUGGCUGUUAAAUACAACUCUCUUGGAGAUACUACGAUAGGAGAGAACAGCUUUGAUGUGUCGUAUGUAGCCACAGAGGCUACAAUGAGCGAAAUAAAAGAAGAAAAAACAGAGAAAUGGGACGGAAUGGCAGGAAUGGCAUUUAAUGAUAAGAUAGAGGAGAACAUUGUGAUUCGAGUUGGAGAUGAGAGUUCGAAUAUAGAUCUGCAAAUAUUCCAAAAUCACCUGGUGCACAGCACUUUUGAAGAGAGUGUGCAGGACUUUCUUAAGAUGGGGAGAAUAAUGAGUCAUUCCAUCUACAACGAACUGUCUAAAAGAGUAGGAGAGAAGUACUAUUUUGUGUUUGAUGCGGUUCGUGUUAAUGAAGAGGUGAUAUUGAAGAUAGGUGUUUCUCUGCUGGCACCGCCUACGGGCAUGUCUUAG